UUCUUGAAUUAGGUAUAUUUAUUUACACACUACAUUGAUGCUGAUCUCGUUAUUUAUUAGUCAGUAUCACACUUUACAUUCUGCUCAACAAUUUAUUUAAGCAAAAAGAAUAACAUUAUGUAAGGAAAUCGUUACAUGAACAUUUCAUGACGAAUUUUUUUGAUUGAAUUGAACACAUUGUAAAAAAGAAUUAAGUAUAUGAAAAUAAUAAAUAAAAUAAUACGCACCAACUUACUGACAGAAGUAAUAAUAAUAUAAUAAUAAUGAAUUGAAAUUGUUUAGACGUAAAUGAAAACGAUAUUAGGUAACUAACAAACUUAGGUAUCCAUUUAAAUAGAUUAGAACAGGUUAUUGUGAAAGAAAGAUGAAGAAGAAAUAAUUGUUAUUCAAGUAAACUUAAAUUUAAGCAUUUUUGAAUAGUAAUUUUUAAAGAAUUUAUCGGCCAUUCGGAAUGUAAUUUUAGUUAAAAAGAACGGGCAAAAAACUCAGCUUUUGCUUUUUUCAUAGUUGAAUAAACUAUAAAUUUGUGUGAAUUCAAUCUACUAAGUAGUAUCAGAUCCUAAAAUUUAAGAUAUUAGCAUAUAAUAAUAAUAUAAUUAAUAAAUAAUUGGAACACCUUAUUAAAAUAAAUCAGUUGCAGUAACCAGAGCAAACAAGUCCCUACAGGCAACACCUGUUCAUAUUUAUAACGUAUUAGCUAGCCAUCAUUGUGUUGAACCACACUUAGGGAACUUAAUAACUUAGCUUACCACGCUACCACCUGUCUGAACAUUUUAGAGAGCAAAGCAGGUCAUUAAGUCCCUCAUCUCGAAUUGCACAAGAAUUAACCACGAUGCUUUCCAGAGGGGACCCCGUGGAGGUCGACGUGGUGUCAAUGGGGCUGUUAGACCUACAUUCAUUCUACAUACUAUAAACAGUGACAAUAUUAAAUUUCUUUGUAGUUAGUCAUAUUUGUUUAGUUUGUUUGUAGAUAACGGGAAUCGUAUUUAUAAUUAUAUUUUUUCUCUAACUACAUAAUUACCUCUCGAAUUUUUCUAGUGUUUCCAUCAUGCGAGAGAAUACUGAUAAAAAGUUACUGUCACCCACUGUGUCGAAGUAGCUACCAAUGGGCCAAUGGUCCAGGUGGUGACCCCACAGUCGACCGCCGGAUGGAGUAAGCGGACAUUGUCCGGUAAGACACGCUUGAGUGGUGCGCGCGGUCUGUUGCGCCGAUCUUUCACCUGCGCAAUAUUGACGCCUAUAAAACCUUGUCAUUGCAAUUUUGUGACGUUACUUUCAUCCCACCUCAAACGCGAAAUACAACUCAACAUCGUGAGGAGUUGUGGGCUUUAAGAAACUAAAUUUGGGUUUAUACCCAUACUGAAAAAUGUUUAGAUUCGGAUGUCUGUUAUUAGUGUGGGCGAUAUGUGACGGUGUAUAUUCCAGCCAGCAAGAAGAUAAGGGUUUCGUUCAACCUUUGGAUUUUUCUUCCUUAUUUGAAUCUAGUGAUUCUGGCGGUACAUCGCUGGCUUCGAAACCUGUUGCCGCGGCGAUACUUAAUAUAGAUAAGAGCAAAUAUCCACAAUUAUUCGACACUGUAGUCAGUAGUUCUAUUGAUUCGUUGCAAACUCGUCUCGCUCCGGUAGAGAGCGGCUUUUCUGCUGAACAUUUCGGUUUCAAUCCCAUUGCUAGCAAAACUUUUUAUCCACAAGUGAAUUCAGCGAAAUUAGUUGAACGUUCAAAACAAAAUCAAAAACAGCAACAACAUUUAGUUCCCAUCGGGCAACAACUUGGCCCUUUACGAUAUGAUAUUAGAACUGUACACGAUGCCGAUUACAAGGUAUACAAACCCGAAGAAAAAGAACACGGUGAAGAAAUUUUAGCAGCAUUGAAGAAAAAUCCUUCAGUUGCAGCAUAUUUUCAACCCUCAGUUACAAAUGUUGAAGUGUCCCAUCCCUUGAAUUAUCGUAAAGAAGAAUUGGUAGAAAGUUCUGAAAAUGAUCAAAACUACAAGCCAAAUGCUUAUAUUGCAGGACCUGCACGUAUACGACGGUACACAAGUGGAAGGCAGAGAGAAAAUUUGAAAAAGAGCAGCCACGAGGAUGAGGAUCCAUAUGAUUAUAAAGCUGAAUAUAUUUCAAAACCCAAGGCUUUUGAUAGUGAACUUUAUAGCAGCGCCUAUAAAGAAGAAAAAAAUCCUAAAAAAGAUUAUGAGUAUCCUUACGACUAUGACUCCGGAUAUGAUCACAAAGAAUAUGAGAGAAUAAAGGAGUUAUCUGAGCAACAAGCUGCAGAAAUAAAAAGAAAUCCUGGUAACUGUAAAGAAGUUAAGAAAGAUGACAUGACUUGUAUGAUAUGUAAAGAUCCCAAAACUGGAGGAAACUAUGAAUCCUGUUCUUAUGUCGCGGAACCUAAAAACAAUAAAUAUGCAUAUUCGAAAGAAAAAAAGUUUGACAGCAAUGAUGAACCUGACGAACCAGAGAGUGAUCAAAAACAGGAGCAGCCAUCAAAGUCGGCAAAAUACGAAGUAGCUAAAGAUAGUCACGAGGAUCACGGCACAGACCCCGAAAAACCAUAUAGUCAUUACAAAAACGAAAAUAAGGAUGAAGAUAAUCCCAAAGACAACUAUAAAGCUUAUUAUGUGCAUACAUCUAAACCAAAGCCGAGUGAAGCGUUGCGAGCGUCAACCGAAAAGGAGAGUUCAGAGGAACAUACUGAUUCGUUAGCUAAACCAUACAAUUACAAACAGGCUUUACCAGGGUUCUACUCUGAUAAUGAACCCAAGAAGGAUGUAGAGCAUGUAUUAGCUGAAUUUAAAAAAAAAGAUAGAUCUGCUUGCAAAAAAGUGCAGAAAAAUGGAAUGACAUGCUUCCAAUGUCUUGACAAAUCUGGUUUGAAACACGAAGAAUGUAUGUUUGUGUCUGAAUCUGCACCAAAACGGAGCCACCUUGCUUAUCAAGAACUCAAAGAAUUUACAUCCAAACCUGCGACUAUUGACGGAGGUAGUGAAGGUGCCGAGAGCCAAACAGUUACUACAAGUGCACCGCCAGGCCAACAAAAAUCCGCUGCUUAUGUUGUAGCUAAUACCGGUUACGGUAAGAAGUUAAAACGCAAGAAAACUCCUCAAGCCGUUUUAACUGUCGCUGCAUCCAAUCCUGUAGUUAGUUCUGCUGCUCAUAAUGCUAGAUCCACCCAACAAAUAACGACAGCGCAACGUUCAAAGAGAAGUGUAGCAUCAGAAGGCGAAGCUAGGGCAAUUAUUGUUGAUGAAACUAACAUAGCCGCACCUGAAGAAUUUGCAGGUGAUAGCUCCAAGGGUGCUUUCUGGGCAGAAACUAUGCCUCGAUAUAGUGCAACUUUAGGAGUAACUUUGCCUGAGUACAUGCUUUCAAGGUCAGAACACGAAGCUUCAUUUGACGAACUUGUCGCUGGCGUGUAGAGAUUAAGACUACUUGUUUAGGCAAUUCCAGAACAGUAUUAAUAGAGCGUGUCGAUUGUAAAAUCAUUUAAAAUCGAAACAGAAGGUACGGGUAAUAGAUAUUUGUUACGUAACUAAAUAAGAUUUCACAGAUAGACGUGCCGCUAAUAAGCAUGAAGUUUCAAAACAAGUCGGAAAGAAUUGGAACUAAAAAAAAUAAGUAGAAAGUUGUUAACGUUAUGUUAUGGUUGUUGACUGUAAUACAGCAGGCGACAUUAUGUGAUAUUGAUGCAAUAUAAUAAAUACUUAAUUAUGUUGUUGAAUUUUGUACAUGGACUGCCAAUAUUAUUUGAUAUUUGUUAACUAGUUUUAGAUUCAAUAUUAAAUUGGAUAUUUUUAUCA
Molecule: messenger RNA, 3799 nt
Organism: Galleria mellonella (greater wax moth)
Lineage: Eukaryota; Metazoa; Arthropoda; Insecta; Lepidoptera; Pyralidae
Exons: 3
Coding region: 1367-3418 (683 amino acids)
Source: RefSeq, a predicted model, not a curated record